This is a messenger RNA of Pseudovirgaria hyperparasitica, 726 nucleotides long. RefSeq names its product phosphatidate cytidylyltransferase. The annotation marks the transcript as partial. The record is from RefSeq and is a predicted model, not a curated record. Gene Ontology annotation, biological process: phosphatidic acid biosynthetic process. Gene Ontology annotation, cellular component: endoplasmic reticulum membrane. Gene Ontology annotation, molecular function: ATP-dependent diacylglycerol kinase activity. NCBI's taxonomy places the organism in Eukaryota, Fungi, Ascomycota, Dothideomycetes, Acrospermales, Acrospermaceae. The transcript has a single exon.
GAGAUCCCGCGAAAGAUCCUCCACGUCUCCAUUGGCUUCGUAACCCUCUAUCUCUACACUACCGGCCGCCAACCCACCUCAAUUCACCCUGUCCUUCUCACUCUGCUCAUCCCCAUCGCCGCAACUGACGUCAUCCGCCACAACUACCCCUCGGUGAACCGCUUCUACAUCCGCUGCUUGGGCGCCCUAAUGCGCGAAUCCGAAGUCGAUGGCUGGAACGGCACCAUAUCCUAUCUCCUCGGUGCAUACCUCGUACUCCUACUCCUCCCCAAAGACAUCGGCGUCAUGAGCAUCCUCCUUCUCUCCUGGUGCGACACCGCCGCAUCAACCUUCGGCCGCCUAUGGGGCAAAUACACCCCGCAAGUCCGCCGCGGAAAGAGUCUCGCGGGUAGCAUUGCGGCCUUCAUCACCGGUAUCGCCACCGCAGGGCUCUUCUGGGGCGUCAUCUCGCACUACACGCCCGCCGAGUACGACACCGGCCGCUACGCGUUCGCAUUUCAGGGCGCGCUCGUGCUUCCAGGACAGGUCCGGGAGCUGCUCGGUGUGUCCAAGGAGGUGGUCACCAUCUCAGGCGGUCUCGCACUCGGCGUCAUGAGCAUCUGGGCCGGUCUCGUGGGCAGCGUGAGCGAGGCAAUCGAUCUGUUUGGCUGGGACGACAACGUGACCAUUCCGGUGCUGUGUGGGGCCGGUCUGUGGGCCUUUUUGCGCACUUUUGGCCACGGAUAA